CUACAAAACAAGUAAAACUAGCAAAACAAGUAAAACACGAAAUAACACACGGUUUGAUCACCGGAAGUGACGCGGGGUUAUGAAAUAAAAGCCUCAUUGUUGAAGUUGGUUUCCAUGGUGACAACCAGAUUUAUACGACAACGCAGCAGCUCUCAAACAUCAGCAAAGAGAAGAUUAGCGAUUAGUGAGUUAAAGUCGUUCAACAGUUAUCUGAGCCACACAAUGGAGGCUUCUGUGGACACGAAGGAGCAAACAACAGAAGAGCUGCGUUUGUUUCCCACUGCGGAGGCAGAAGAUGAGCGGGACGAGGCCCGGAGGAGAAGCCCCCUCAGGAGGCUUUUCUGCUCCAGUAAAAUCUUCCUGCCGCCGGGGGGGGAACGCCCCCAAAGACCAGAGCUCCAGAUGAGCGUCAUCAUCCAGAGCAAGGCCGCACAACAUUACACCAAUGGAAAAGAGUUGAUGGGAAAGUGCCAGUUUGAGAAGGCGCUGAUCUGCUUCUCCAGAGGCGUCACACUGCAGCCAGAGCAGACUCACCUGCACGAGGGCCGGGCCGAGGCCUACCUGCAGAUGUGCGACUUCCAGUCUGCGGCGGCCUGCUACAAGCGGGCCUGGAUGCUGCAGCCCGGAGCCUGCCGCGACCGCCUGGCCUUCGUCUACUACCUCCAGGGCCAGUGUUUGUUGGACCGGGGCCUUUUCCUCGAGGCUCUGGAGGCCUUCAGCAAAGCUGCCGAGGUGAAGCCCGGCUGCAGGAGCUACGAGGUCAAAAGUCUGGUCUGCCUGGCGGCUGCAGGUCACCACGCUGACUGCCUGAAGCAGGUCAACCAGUGGAUGCUGUCGGACGGUCCGACCUCCGACCUUUACAUCCUCAGAGCGCGGCUCCUCAAACUGCUCAACAAGACGUCCCAGUGCUUUCGGGACGUGACCUCUGCGCUGGCAUUGAACCCCCGGUGCCCCGUCGCCGCCGCCCUGCUGCAGCGGCUGCGGGAGGCCGCCGAGGAGAACCGGCGGCAGGCCGCGGACGCCGUCCUGAGCGGCCGGCUGCCCGAUGCCCUCCUCUGCAUCGACCACGCCCUGGAGCACUGCCCGCGGGACGCACGCCUCUACCUGUUCAGAGGGACUCUCUACCGACGCAUGAAAGACUUCACAGCAGCCAUCGAGGAUCUGGUCCAGGCCAUGGAACUGCUCGAGGAGGAGGAGGAGGUCAGAGGUCAGACGGAUGGGCGGGGCUCCGUGGAGGUCAGAGGUCAGACGGAUGGGCGGGGCUCCGUGGAGGAGGAGGUCAGACGUCAGACGGAUGGGCUGGGCCCCGUGGAGGAGGUCAGAGGUCAGACGGAUGGGCGGGGCUCCGUGGAGGUCAGAGGUCAGAUGGAUGGGCGGGGCUCCGUGGAGGAGGAGGUCAGACGUCAGACGGAUGGGCGGGGCUCCAUGGAGGAGGAGGUCAGACGUCAGACGGAUGGGCGGGGCUCCAUGGAGGAGGAGGUCAGACGUCAGACGGAUGGGCGGGGCUCCGUGGAGGAGGAGGUCAGACGUCAGACGGAUGGGCGGGGCUCCGUGGAGGAGGAGGAGGUCAGAGGUCAGACGGAUGGGCGGGGCUCCGUGGAGGAGGAGGUGCGGUUUCAGCUGGUUCUCACCUACAAUGACUUGGCCGUCCAGUGCUUCGGCCGAGGCCUCCACGCCGAGGCCACUGUCCUCCUCAAUAAGGCCGUCGAGGAGGAGAAGGGGGAGGCCGGCCUGUACCUAAACCGAGGAGAUUGUUUCUUCCAGCAGGGCGAGUGGCGCUUCGCUCUGGCCGACUACCAGCAGGCCGAGGAGAUGAUGCGCCCCGACGACCCCGCCGUGCGUCUCCGCCUGGCCGUCCUCCACAACACGCUGGGCUCGCUCUGCUUCCAGGACGGGUGUUUCCAGGAAGCGGUGGACAUGUUUUCGGCGGCGGUCCGGUACGACCCGACGGCCGGUCGGUACUACGAGAGCCGAUCCAAGGCCUUCAGAAAACUCCUGGACCUGGAGGGAGCCAGACGGGACCUCAUCUGCACGCUGAUCCUGGACCCCACCAACGAGGAGCUGCCUCCCAUGCUCAUGGACCUGUUCCCAGGCUGCAGUGCUGCUGACGUUCUGUCCGGUCCGGCUGGACAAGCAGUCAGAGCUGAUCUGAUGGACGCCAUCCAGCCUCGCAGUUCCUCUUCCGACCAGCAGAGGCUGAAGGAGGAUCUGCAGAGGACGACUCUGACCAACGAGAACCCGUCUGAGGCUGGAAAGGAGCGAGAGGAGGUGCAGACAACUGUGAACAACCUCCUGUGGGCGCUGAGGGGAGAUGACGCACUCCACGACAAACUUAAAAAGUAUUAAUGUGGUUUUCCACGAUACAAUUAUUGGACUAGAAGUGUUUUUAAAAGACUAAACACCAGCAACUAUGGAUCAAAGCAGAAUAUUU
Messenger RNA from Pungitius pungitius (ninespine stickleback), 2431 nucleotides. RefSeq names its product tetratricopeptide repeat protein 16. Gene Ontology annotation, molecular function: protein binding. Lineage: Eukaryota; Metazoa; Chordata; Actinopteri; Perciformes; Gasterosteidae. The record is from RefSeq and is a predicted model, not a curated record. Bases 115 to 2346 code for a protein of 743 amino acids. The transcript has 12 exons.